This is a messenger RNA of Parascedosporium putredinis, 1254 nucleotides long. The record is from the annotation of a GenBank genome assembly. Lineage: Eukaryota; Fungi; Ascomycota; Sordariomycetes; Microascales; Microascaceae.
AUGCCUCGUACAUAUCUGAAAAAGUCCGACCCUCAGGUCACGCCCAACGGCGGGAGCCCCACGUUCGACGUCUCGACAAUCGUCAAGGGCGUCAUCGACUCUAUCCGAAGCGAAGGCGACGAUGCCGUCCGCCGGUACAGCGAGCAAUUCGACAAGUGGUCGCCCGCCUCUUUCAAACUGUCUCAAGCCGAGAUCGAGCACGCCAUUUCACAAUGCUCCGAGCAGGUCAUAACGGACAUCAAGCAGGUACAGGCGAACGUGCGGAAAUUCGCGACGGCGCAAAAGGACUCCAUCAAGGAGUUUGAGUUGGAGAUGGCACCCGGUGUUUUCCUCGGCCAGAAGAACAACCCGAUCGAUUCCGUCGGAGCCUAUAUCCCCGGUGGCCGCUAUCCCCUCCUCGCCUCCGCCCACAUGACCAUCCUGACCGCCAAGACCGUCGCCGCCAUGCACCUCGCCGGCGCCGACGAGAUCUUUAUCCUCGGAGGAAUCCAGGCGGUGGCGGCCAUGGCCGUGGGCACCCCCACCGUCCCCAAGGUCGACUUCAUCGCCGGGCCCGGCAACGCCUUCGUCGCGGAGGCCAAGCGACAGCUGUUUGGCCAGAUCGGCAUCGACCUCUUCGCCGGCCCCACCGAGGUACUCAUCGUGGCCGAUGAGACGGCGGACCCCUUCAUGGUCGCCACGGACCUCCUUUCCCAGGCGGAGCACGGCCCGGAUAGCCCCGCCGUGCUUAUCACGACGUCGGCCGAGGUUGGGAAGGAGACGAUACGGUACUGCGACGAGCUGCUCAAGACCUUGGUCACUGCCCCGAUUGCCAGCGUGUCUUGGAGGGAUUAUGGAGAGAUCGUCGUCGCCGAUACCAUUGAUGAAGCGUACGAGAUUGCGGACGAGUACGCCUACGAGCAUGUACAAAUUCUUACCGCUAGCCCGCGGGAUGCCCUCCAAAAGAUGCAGCAUUACGGCGCCCUGUUCUUGGGACCCAUGACGUGCGUAUCGUAUGGAGACAAGUGCAUCGGAACAAACCACGUUCUUCCCACCAAGGGCGCGGCCAAGUACACGGGAGGUCUGUGGGUAGGCAAGUUCUUGAGGACGGUAACCUACCAGGAGGUGAGGAAUGCGGAAGAAAGCGGUAAGCUCGGCCAGCUCUGCGGCAGGGCCGCCAGGGUCGAGCUCUUCGAGGGCCACGCGAGGUCGGGCGAUUUGCGCGCCCAUCUUUACCUAGAGGAUCAGUUCGAUUGGAUAAAACCCAAGGCGUAG